CGAGCCAGGAAACCGGGAAAGAUUAAGGGCUCACCGAGUACCAGGCCCGUUUGAAGCAGCAACUCCCAUAGUGGUUCGCCUUCUAAACGGAGUGACAAUGUCGCCAAUCACCAAGGUCUACUUGAAUGUCCGCAAAACCGGUGAAGGAGCAUCACCGCUCAAAUGUGGCCUUGAUGCGGAGGCCCAAAGCAUCCACGUGGUCCUCCCAGGAUUGAUGGCCUCUCAAAAAUCAUAUCAUUUCGACGGAAUGUUUGAUCCUCAGCAGCCACCAAAAGAAGCAGCCAGAGUUGUUGUUAAAGAUCUUCUCGCGAAAUGCCUCAAGGGGUAUAACACUACGCUGUACCAUUUUGGACGACAGGUGGAUCGAGAUGUUUUGACUUCCAGCACAGGCAUAGUCCAGCUUUUCAUCAAACACGUUGUCCAGUAUUUGGAGGCCACAUCGGAUCCUUAUGAGCCGUCUACUUGUCACGUCCAGCUAGUAGAGGUGGUUGGGGAGCUUAUACGAGACCUAUUGAAGAACGGACACGACAGUGUGGCUGUCAAGCACGAUGACCACGGAUGGCUAGAGCCAGAAGAUGGGACAUAUUUGGAUGUCCGAGAAGAGUGGAGCUGCUUGGAAAGGAUCUUGAAGGCGACGUCGGCAGUAGCCAUAUUGAAUCAAUCGGCCAGCGACGCCCCAGAACGACUCUCAGUUCUUGUAUACACGUUCAAGUUCCGGUUGUCUCCAUCUAGACGGCAAACGAGCGGCUCAGAUUCGUCAGCCGAAACUCUGUACGCUAAAUGUAGGAUCGUAGACGUUCUAUGUGAACCGGAACUCUUCGCGGAUAAUCCGGAUCAGCUCGCGCUGCAAUACGGCGCAUAUCAAUCAGGACCACUCUCUUUACUAUGGAACGCCAUAAAAGCCUGCUCCAUGAAUGAACGAGAGCAUCUCGAUUUCGGGACCUGCGUUGCGACACAGUUUUUGAAAGACGAUCUUGGAGGCAAUGCCUACCCGGCGUUUAUGUUCUCUGCCGAUCUGUCGCAACCAGCAAAGUCUCUGAUGCGGGUUCUGGAAACGAGCAAGCUUGUCAGAAAGUUCAGGGCAUGCCCGGUGCAAAAUACUGAACACUUUCUGGAACUUCAGCGCCGAGCAAACGCAUUGAGAAACAAGAGCAAGGGAGCCGACGAAGACGCCCAUUCAUCUGGAAACGAUUUGCUCAACAUUUCGAAACUGAAAUCCAUGCUCGAGUACCUGCAUCGCAGGACCACUACAUUAGAAACGAUUAAAGCGGAGCUUCAAAGCAAGCUCAGGCAAUCCGAAGAGGAAAGACUUACAUUGAGAAAGGAGAUCUUGGAUGUCAAAAUUGAGGCAUCCGAGGCUUUCAGGGCCGUGGGCGAGCAAAAAGAAUCUGAGGAAAGCAGAAGCGACAAUCUACGAGAAGCUUCGGAUGCUUUGAGGCAGGCUCGGGCGGAAAAGGCAGAGGUUCAGAGUGACUUACGUGAAGCGCUAGCGGCGUUGAGCAACAAGAAGAGUGUCAAGAGCUGGAGCGCGACUUGCGAGCAGAUCGAAAUGCCAGCAGGAAGUUGCAGCAGGACAAAGACGAAAUAGAGCGCGAGCUGCGGCAUACACAGGAGAGAAUGACUGCGUUGGUAGACAACGAGCAUGAACUGGAUAGAACACUGCAGAAGCUGCAAAAUAGAGCUGCUCAGGUGAAUUUGACAUUUCAACCGA
Fimicolochytrium jonesii is the source of this 1711-nucleotide messenger RNA. RefSeq names its product P-loop containing nucleoside triphosphate hydrolase protein. Gene Ontology annotation, molecular function: microtubule motor activity; ATP binding; microtubule binding. Gene Ontology annotation, biological process: microtubule-based movement; mitotic spindle organization. The coding region runs from base 98 to 1588 and encodes 496 amino acids. NCBI's taxonomy places the organism in Eukaryota, Fungi, Chytridiomycota, Chytridiomycetes, Spizellomycetales, Powellomycetaceae. The transcript has 15 exons. The record is from RefSeq and is a predicted model, not a curated record.